UUUUGUCCAAAAUUUAAACCUUUUUCAACGUCGAGUGAACAUUUGUUUCAACCCAAAAUUGUGUAAAGUAAUUUAAAAUUCAAUAUUUGUAAAAAUGAAUGAUUGGGUCGAUCCAGCAAUUGUCAUUGGGCGGCAGAUAGAACCACUUUAUGAAGAAUUUUUGAGUAAAUUUAAUGAGGUAGACGUUGUGAUUUCAACAAAUGAUGAUAUUCCGAUUACGUCUGGACGCACCGCAAAACUCACACGUUUCGUUCACAAUAGUCGAAAUCCUGUUGCCUUUGAGUUUAAUUAUCAAGAUACUGAUGUGGGGGUGGCCUGGGAAACUGCGGAUAAAAUCUUUUUAAAAUCGAAAUGCCCUCGCUGCGAUCAACGAAUUUUAAUCAAUGAUUUGGAACAUUUAGCUGAUCACUUUCAACCUUAUACGGAAUCCACACAUUUAAGAGAAUUUAUGUUAGCAAAUUUCAAGGUCGAUGAAUCGCUUGUAAAAUUUGCUAAGCGUUUUAAAAGGUGUUGCACUGAAUUUAAUCGCAUACUACAUGAUCAGUUGGCCAUUUUUAUGAAUGAUCACGGUUGGUACCUCGUUAAAAUAUCAGGCUUUUUCCCAUCAGACCGUGGUUGCAUGUAUAAAUUUGAUGAAGAUUACGAAUUCCAUAGUAUUGAUGGUCACUUUGGUGCAUCAAAAAAUGUGCGUCUUUAUUUUAAUCAUUGCGAAUUAUGUGACACUUAUAUGCUUUAUGGCACAUACAAGAAACAUAUUAAACGCUAUCACAAGACGUUUUUACAUCCCGUUAAACAAAAAUGGAUUGAAGAUUGGUUGACUUGUGCCAAAAUUUGA
Contarinia nasturtii (swede midge) is the source of this 835-nucleotide messenger RNA. RefSeq lists its product as uncharacterized. NCBI's taxonomy places the organism in Eukaryota, Metazoa, Arthropoda, Insecta, Diptera, Cecidomyiidae. The transcript is spliced from 3 exons. The record is from RefSeq and is a predicted model, not a curated record. Bases 95 to 835 code for a protein of 246 amino acids.